Molecule: messenger RNA, 530 nt
Organism: Drosophila subobscura
Lineage: Eukaryota; Metazoa; Arthropoda; Insecta; Diptera; Drosophilidae
Gene: ND-B14.5A
Product: NADH dehydrogenase [ubiquinone] 1 alpha subcomplex subunit 7
Exons: 2
Coding region: 122-430 (102 amino acids)
Biological process (GO): ATP synthesis coupled electron transport; mitochondrial electron transport, NADH to ubiquinone
Cellular component (GO): mitochondrial inner membrane
Source: RefSeq, a predicted model, not a curated record
GUACUGCUGCACAUCUUCAGUCAAAACAACAAUCAGCUGGGCGCUCAAGUUUUUUACGCCUACAAAUUACAAAGUAAAAUCAUUUCAGACAGUUAAACAUUUUGUUUUGGCCAGAACAAGCAUGUCUGUUGUACGCCGUGACGUGGCCCCCUUGCUGCAGCGAGUUCGGGCCUUUCUCCUGGGCCGUGAGCACACACAGGCGCUGCGCUUCGAGGAUGGCGUAGCCGAUCGCACCCAGCCACCACCAAAGAUCCCCGAUGGACCCUCGCAGCUGUACUCGGCCAACUACUACUGCCUGCGCGAUGGACGUCGCGAGGUGAAUCCUCCCAUCGAUCUGGUCGAGCAGCAAAAGCAGCUCGCAGCGGAGGGCACUGCGUCGCCCAAGGCGACCAAGUUGCCCACUCCCGGACAGGUCUAUGCCUGGGAUUAAGUUUCUUUUUGGAGUAGCAAUCCCCUCCCCUUUUUUUUGUGUUGUAAAUUGAUUUUAGGCUGAAACUAAAAUAGAAUCCAUGGAAGCCAGUCAAAGUGGA